Ipomoea triloba (trilobed morning glory) is the source of this 1227-nucleotide messenger RNA. RefSeq names its product probable pectinesterase 68. Gene Ontology annotation, molecular function: pectinesterase activity. The record is from RefSeq and is a predicted model, not a curated record. The transcript has 5 exons. Bases 35 to 1126 code for a protein of 363 amino acids. Gene Ontology annotation, biological process: cell wall modification. NCBI's taxonomy places the organism in Eukaryota, Viridiplantae, Streptophyta, Magnoliopsida, Solanales, Convolvulaceae.
UUUCUCUCUCUACAUUACAAUUUGCAUUGCUUGCAUGGCUGCGAAUUCUUCUCUCACUCCUCUUUUCUUCUUCUUCUUCUUCCUGCAAUUCUUCUCGUUAUUCCAUGCAACGCCAUUGGCGCCGCACUCGUCAGCCGGCGGCGGUGGCGGUUCCAGUAAUAAUUGUAGCAGGACGCACGGCGGGCACCACUGGGUGGGGCCCACCGGCAACCGCACCAUCUACGUCGACCUCGACGGCUUCGGUGACUUCCGGUCUGUUCAGGCCGCCGUUGAUUCCGUGGCGGAGCACAAUAGCAUGAACGUCCUCAUUCAAAUCGGUCCCGGGUGCUACGUGGAGAAAGUGGUGGUGCCGGCGUCGAAACCGUACAUAACGUUUCAAGGCGCGGGGAGGGAGACGACGGUGAUAGAAUGGCACGACAGAGCAAGCGAUCGCGGCCCAGAUGGGCAGCAGCUCCGCACUUACCAAACGGCUUCCGUCACUGUGUUUGCUAGCUUUUUCUCCGCCAGAAACAUUAGCUUCAAGAAUACGGCGCCGGCGCCGCUGCCGGGGAUGCAAGGAUGGCAAGCGGUGGCGUUUAGGAUAUCCGGCGACAAAGCUUACUUCUCCGGCUGCGGAUUCUACGGCGCUCAGGAUACUCUCUGCGACGACGCCGGCCGCCAUUACUUCAAGGAAUGCUACAUCGAAGGCUCCAUCGACUUCAUCUUCGGCAACGGCCGCUCCAUGUACAAAGAUUGCCAGAUACAUUCAAUAGCCAGAAGAUUCGGGUCCAUUGCGGCCCAGGACAGAAAUUCUCCCGACGAAAAAACCGGGUUCUCGUUUGUAAACUGCACUGUGACAGGAACUGGGCCGCUUUACGUGGGCCGGGCCAUGGGCCAGUAUUCCAGGAUUGUCUUUUCCUAUACUUAUUUUGAUGACGUGGUGGCCCAUGGUGGCUGGGAUGACUGGGACCACGCCAGCAACAAGAGCAAGACUGCAUUUUUUGGGGUGUAUAAAUGUUCGGGCCCAGGAGCAGCAGCGGUCCGAGGAGUAUCAUGGGCCCGAGAGCUUGAUUUUGAUACGGCCCACCCAUUCCUCGCCAAGAGCUUUGUAAAUGGGAGGCAUUGGAUUACACUUGGAGAUGCCUAGCUACACAUACUAAAUUUCAUACAUUCAUUCAUUUAUUCAUUCUUUAAACAAAAAAAUAAUUCAAAAAAUAUAUGUUUCACUUAUUUCAUUUAUUAUAUAUU